Molecule: messenger RNA, 7101 nt
Organism: Odocoileus virginianus texanus
Lineage: Eukaryota; Metazoa; Chordata; Mammalia; Artiodactyla; Cervidae
Source: RefSeq, a predicted model, not a curated record
GAGAGGAGAGCGGGCGAGUUGAGGGAUUGACACAAAUGGUCAGGCGGCGGCGGCGGAGGAGGAGGCGGAGGCUCAGGGGGGAGCCGAGGCUGCUGGGUUGCCGAGAGUUGCGCGCUCUGCCCGGCAGCCGCCACUAGCGCGGCGCCGCUUGCCAGGAGCCAGCUAGCCGAGGGCCAGGAAGGCGGGACGCGACCCUCGGCGCGCCCGAGCCACCCGGGCUCUCCCCGCAGCCCCGCGCUUCAUGAAUCGCAAGUUUCCGCGGCGGCGGCGGCUGCGGGACGCGGAGCGGGAGCCGGGGGAGCGGGCCGAGCACGGCCCGGGCUCGACGGAGGGCACCGGCGGGGAGGAGAUCGCCCCGGCCGCAGGGGGAGCAGCCUCCAGCCGCGCCACAGCCAGCCUCAGCCGAGCGGCGCCAAGAAAGGAGCCGAGAAAGUAUGGCUGAGGAGGAGGCGCCUAAGAAGUCCCGAGCCGCCGGGGGCGGCGGCACGAGCUGGGAAGUUUGUGCCGGGGCGCUCCGCACUGUACCCGCGGCGGAGGGGAGCGGGGACGCGGGCAGCCGCCGCCGCCCCCGGGCUGACUCCCGGCGCUGGGCAAGCCGGUUACUACUACUGCUUUGGCUGCUGGAGGCUCCGCUGCUGCUGGGGGUCCGGGCCCAGGCGGCCGGCCAGGGGCCCGGGCCGGGGCAGCAGCCCCCGCCGCCUCAGCAACAGCAGAGCGGGCAGCAGUACAACGGCGAGCGGGGCAUCUCUAUACCGGACCACGGUUACUGCCAGCCCAUUUCCAUCCCGCUGUGCACCGACAUCGCGUACAAUCAGACCAUCAUGCCCAACCUGCUGGGCCACACGAACCAGGAGGACGCGGGCCUCGAGGUGCACCAGUUCUACCCGCUGGUGAAGGUGCAGUGCUCCGCCGAGCUCAAGUUUUUCCUGUGCUCCAUGUACGCGCCCGUGUGCACGGUGCUGGAGCAGGCGCUGCCGCCCUGCCGCUCGCUCUGCGAGCGCGCGCGCCAGGGCUGCGAGGCGCUCAUGAACAAGUUCGGCUUCCAGUGGCCCGACACGCUCAAGUGCGAGAAGUUCCCGGUGCACGGCGCCGGCGAGCUGUGCGUGGGCCAGAACACGUCGGACAAGGGCACCCCGACGCCCUCGCUGCUGCCCGAGUUCUGGACUAGCAACCCCCAGCACGGCGGCGGAGGGCACCGGGGCGGCGGCUUCGCGGGGGGCGCCGGCGCGUCGGAGCGAGGCAAGUUCUCGUGCCCGCGCGCCCUCAAGGUGCCCUCCUACCUCAACUACCACUUCCUGGGAGAGAAGGACUGCGGCGCCCCCUGCGAGCCGACCAAGGUGUACGGGCUCAUGUACUUCGGGCCGGAGGAGCUGCGCUUCUCGCGCACCUGGAUCGGCAUCUGGUCGGUGCUGUGCUGCGCCUCCACGCUCUUCACCGUGCUCACCUACCUGGUGGACAUGCGGCGCUUCAGCUACCCUGAGCGGCCCAUCAUCUUCCUGUCGGGCUGCUACACGGCGGUGGCCGUGGCCUACAUCGCCGGCUUCCUGCUGGAGGACCGCGUGGUGUGUAACGACAAGUUCACGGAGGACGGGGCGCGCACCGUGGCGCAGGGCACCAAGAAGGAGGGCUGCACCAUCCUCUUCAUGAUGCUCUACUUCUUCAGCAUGGCCAGCUCCAUCUGGUGGGUGAUCCUGUCGCUCACCUGGUUCCUGGCGGCCGGCAUGAAGUGGGGCCACGAGGCCAUCGAGGCGAACUCGCAGUAUUUUCACCUGGCCGCCUGGGCCGUGCCGGCCAUCAAGACCAUCACCAUCCUGGCGCUGGGCCAGGUGGACGGCGACGUGCUGAGCGGGGUGUGUUUCGUGGGGCUCAACAACGUGGACGCCCUGCGCGGCUUCGUGCUGGCGCCGCUCUUCGUGUACCUGUUCAUCGGCACGUCCUUCCUGCUGGCCGGCUUCGUGUCCCUCUUCCGCAUCCGCACUAUCAUGAAGCACGACGGCACCAAGACGGAAAAGCUGGAGAAGCUGAUGGUGCGCAUCGGCGUCUUCAGCGUGCUCUACACCGUGCCGGCCACCAUCGUCAUCGCCUGCUACUUCUACGAGCAGGCCUUCCGGGACCAGUGGGAGCGCAGCUGGGUGGCCCAGAGCUGCAAGAGCUACGCCAUCCCCUGCCCCCACCUCCAGGCGGGCGGCGCCCCGCCGCACCCGCCCAUGAGCCCCGACUUCACCGUCUUCAUGAUCAAGUACCUUAUGACCCUCAUCGUGGGCAUCACGUCAGGCUUCUGGAUCUGGUCUGGCAAGACCCUCAACUCCUGGAGGAAGUUCUACACGCGGCUUACCAACAGCAAACAGGGGGAGACCACCGUCUGAGACCCGGGACUCAGCCUGUCUCCAGCCCUCGGCCUGGUCCCGGCCACCCCUUGGCCCUAUGGAAUCGUGGCCAAGUCUGGCUACUCUCCCUAGCCAUUCACUGCUUUUAACAAGGCUCCUGCAAAAGCUUUUGUUCCCGGGGGCGCAGGGACCCGAGGGCCCAGGGACCCGAGGGCCCAACUGCCAGAGGCGGGGGGGAUGAACAGACCUUUCUUGCUCUGGUACCAGGACUGUACGCUUUUAUGACUUGUAAAUAGCCUGUGUAAGAUUUUUGUAAGUAUAUUUGUAUUUAAAUGACCGUUCACGCGUUUUUCUUUUACUCUCCUUGUUUGUUUGUUUAAUUUUAAUUAUUUCGGGCGGUUUGACCAUUUUUCCUUCUAGCCCUUUUCAGAGCAGCACAGAGAGAAAACCACAGCGCACCGCUGGGAGCUUCUGCGAGUGCUGGCGCGCCCCUCCCUGCAGCGGGUGGGGAGCGCCUGGGCCGCGCUUCCUGGGUCUCUUCCCCGCUCCGCUUUCUGCCCCCUCCCUCCCCUUCCUUGCUGGGGUCGGGACUCUUUCAGGUACCGAAAUCACAAAGCUUCCACAUCGGAAGGUGGGCCCCGGCCGAUCCCAAGUCUGCCCUUAUCCGGAGCCAGAUUGCCAAGACGGGCCCUUAGACUAUCCGAAGCUGAAAUUUUCACUGUCCAGAACUUCCCCGGCUUCUAGGAGGCCCACGGAUGUGGGCAGGGGCAGCCCCGGGCUCCUUGGCUCAGGCCUCCAAUGCCCAGACACUCCCUCCUUCCAACCAAGUUGGUUAGAGGGUGAGUGGGGUAACCAAUGCCAAACUUUUUUUAAGUCUCAUUUUUGGUGGAUGAGCUCAUUUCAUUCUCUAGCGUCUAAAACCUGGUAUGGGUUUGGCCAGCGUCAUGGAAAGAUGUGGUUACUGAGAUUUGGGGAAGAGGCAUGGAGCUUUGUGUGGGUUGGGAGAGACUGAAGAUAGGGUUAUAAAACGCUCAUUCUAAUUGUAUACGGAUGCCUGGCAAACUGCCUCUUAAGAUUGGGAGCACCCGUGUUUAGAUUUACCUUUAUGAAAAAUGGAAACAUUAGGUCACCUGGAAAGCUUUGUUAAGGAGCUGAUGAUCUUUGCUUUCCUUAACAGGAGAGCAGGACGGUAAACUGAAUAUGAAAACUUGAAGGAGAUUUCAGUGUAAUGGAUGUCCUCAAAAGGAAGUGGUACUUUCUUAUUUUCAAUCAAAUAAUAAUUAGACAUAUGUCAGAAACUUUAAAAUGUACAUUGUACACUUGUACAAUUGUAACAUAUUAUUAUGAUCACUAUUCAACAACACAUUCUGAGGGAGGAACAAUCCACAUCACUAAUAAUAACCUGGGAAGAUUCCAGGAAGUAAAGGAGGUGGAAUAAUUGAUGGGAUUAGCCACCGAAAUAAACAAAAUAUGGGCAUGCAUGCUAAAGGGAGAAUGUGUGCUGCAGGUCUACUGCACUAAAUCCUGUGUUCCUUUUUGGAUUUAUAGAACUGUGCCCAAUGUAAUCUUUCAAAGCCAUUGAAAAAUAUUCACUUUAAUUCUCUGUGAAAAAGAGGAGAAAAGCAAUCUUCCUGAUUGUAUUGUUUUAAACUUUUAAGAGUUUUAUCAAAAUGCCCGUACUUAGGACAUAAAUCUAUCUAUGUCUGUCAUACCCUAAAAUGACAAUGCUCGUUGAAUUUGGUAUGCAUUUAUUCUGUUCACUAUCACAAAAUCAUCUAUAUUUAUAGAGGAAUAGAAGUUUAUAUAUAUAUAUAUAUAUAAUACCAUAUUUUUAAUUUCACAAAUAAAAAAAAUCAAAGUUUUGUACAAAAUUCUAUGGUUUUUGCGCCUGAAAAUAACAGAGCUGGAACUGUCUGCACUAUGCACUAGCUGUCUUUACAUUUUAUAGUGUCUGUAGCCAAACCCACAGUAUAUAAAUUCAGGAAUUCAAUGAAAAAGUCUAUCUUUAAACCUUCAGACCAGUCUUUCCAAAAAAUUAACUGACUUCCAUUGUAGUGAUUGAUGAUGUGAGGUCCCUAGAAAAGAUCUAUUUCCAUGAUGGUAACAAUAUGACAGAAGUUUGCAAAUUAUUUCCUUACCUAGAGAAGAUUAUUAAAAAGAAAACUCUAAUUUUACUAUAGCUUUUUUUCUGUAAAGAAUAAAUUUACAUAACUUUCUGUAAUAUGGAGGUUGAUUUUUAAAUCAUCAACCAUCAUCUUUGUCACAAUUUUUAUGAGGUAUUAUCUUAUAUUUGGAUAUUCCAAAACCAUAAACAGGCAAUCAAUAAAUGGUUAACUGACUGUGUGUUUAUAAGCAUUUUAAGCAGCAGUUAGGUGGAUAAGGCUGUUUUGCUGUUUGUUUCUGAAGACCCAUUUUUAUAUUGUUCAAAGAACUUGCCCUAGAGGAAUUAUCUGGUUGGUUUACUCUUAGAAUUUAUAUAAAUGUAUAAUAUGUAGAGUGUAUAUAAGCAUAUAUCUAUGUCUAUGUAUAAAAUAUACACGCUAAUUUUUAUAAAUUAAAGAUACAAAGUUUACUUAUAUAUUUUACAGUAUGGAAAUAAGGUUAUGAGAAAAGGAGAAUGCCAGAUGGAAAGCCUCAAAUACCUUUGAAAAAUAAGACUCUUAUCCCUUUAUACACUAAAAAUACCUAUAUUAAAUUUUCCCAUGAAAACAUUUUGUGAUAAAAUGACAAGGGGCUGAAAUGAAGACCUUUAAUACAAUAGAGUUAGUUUCAUGGUUGUAAGGCAGUUGUCACAUAAGUCAUCAUCAUCAUUUUAAGGCAGAUGAAAAAAUUAAAUCUAACUGAAAAUAAGAACAUUCAAUUUUAAUCACCAAGGUGCAACUUUAUGUUUUUUUCUUUUGUUACAUUAAUCUAGUAUUAGGUGAUAUUGAAGAAGUUUUUAUUGUAUGAGCACACAAAAAAUAACAAUGCUUAGGCUAAAUUAAAAAUAUCUUCUCACUAGAUAAUUCAACAGAUAAUUUUUGGAAAAAAAUUUAAGAUUAUUAGUCUAUAUCCAAAUAAUAAAUAUAAAGCAUUCUUAUUAUGGAUGUCCUUAAAAUGAUGUAACUAUAAAUUUAAUGCAGACAGGUUUUAUAAUGCUAGCUUUAAGCAAUUUUAAAAGACAUUUUUAAGUCAUCACCAGGCUUUGUUUUUAGAAAACAACUUUUAAAUUGUGUAGCAUAUAAAAAAGCCAGUGUAUUCUUUUGUUUCUUGUAACAGUGAUGGCAAAAUAAGACUUGCCUGAAAAACCAUAAAGCUACUGGGAAUAUGGUCCCAUUAAUAUGCUGUUUCCAUGACAAACCCUAUUUUCAGAUUAUUUGGUUUGCCUAUUUUGUUUUUUUCAGCCAGCUAUCAAUUGGAGUCAAUUUCCCCCUUACGGUGUGUGUGCUUGCCUCAGCUUUUGUAGUAAAUCCAUGCAUAGUAUGAAAGCUUUCUAAUGCUCUGUUUUUUAAAAAAAGCCAGUUUUUACUUACAUUUUGUGGGGGGCAGAAAGUCAUAUUUGUAAUCUCAAAGCCAGUCAGUGUCAAACAUAUGCAAAACAGCUGGCCUGAAUUUUUCAGUCUGUCUGAGGCAGUCACUUGUUAGCCUGAGUUGGUCUUGGUUCUUUUGUCUCCUCAGAGCACUGAAGCCUUCCGCUUUAGUUGCAUCAUUCUCAAAGUCUAGCAGUGAACUAGGAAAGGAGACCACAGUGAAGAGUUGGUGGCCAAUUUAAAAAAAAAAAUGCCUAAACCACAAACCAUCUCAGGACUUGAGUGACUUCAGAUCACUUUCCAUGAUACCCUGUUUCAAUCCUGGUAUAUAUUUAUUUUUUUAAAGGAUGUCUUAUUUUCCGUGUGUAUUUGUGUUCAUCUUCAGCUGCUCUUGCUUUUAUUGCUUUCUCAUCCAUCUGUUGGCUGUAAGCCAGAUUUUUAUGUAAUGUACAUGCAAUUAAUUGAAACCAGUGUUAUGGCACUGGUUAGCUCUGAUACAUUUCUGAUUAUAAUGUUCUGUGUAACUGGGGCCUAAUAGAUAAUCAAAAUGUGAUCAUUACAUAUGUCUUGAGGUGGACACUAGUCAUAUUGUUAAUAAAUACUUCAUGGAAUAUAUUAAUACAAACAUAAAAGUCUUGCAGGAUUAAGCUGUAGAAAUCAAAAUAAGAUGUGGACUACAUAUAAGAGUUCCCCAGUUAGAUUACUAAAAAGGAACUGUGAUACAACCUUAAAUUCAAGACUUAUUUUAAGACCCUUACAUUUGAAAUGGGAUCUUACAAGGGAAGUGCCAAACAUGAUAAAGUUAAUUCUGGUGACUACUAGGAUUUAUAUCUAUAUUUGGAACUGUUGGCACAUACCUUUAGAAUUUGAGAAACAAGUCUUUGAGCUUCAUGAUUCAGAAUUCUGUAAAACUUAUGGGGCUUAAAUAUUUCUAUUCAGCUUGGUCAUAACUUUGACAAUAUGGAUAAAAUCAUAACUAUAGUGACAAAACAAAUUAUUGGUAACCUGGUGAUAAAAAGAGAGACUCCAGACUAAUUUUCUUAAGUUUUAUCAUGAUCUGUGGUGACAAGUGUCUCUACUCCAUUAUAGAAUCAAGUUCCUGUUUAAUAACAGUUCCAUUGGGGACUUUUGUUUAUAAGUUGGUUUGGGAGCCUAAUAAUGGAUCAAGUAAAAGGAUUUAUCACAGAAAUCUUUCUCAAGUAAUGGAUAGGAUCAAGUAUAAUCUAUAUAUUACAAUGAACAUAUAAUAAAUAUUCUGAAGGUUA